CUAUUUGUUGUCUGGCCAGUUAGGCUUUCAGAUCGAGAUUUUGUCAACAGUGGCGGAUUUUGGGUGUCCCAUACACGGGGAGGUACUCCACUCUCCGGCCGUGCAGGACUUAGUAAAAAGGCUCAGCCGAGUGUGUCGACGUCACAUGUGUUUUGGGAACGUUCUGUGUUCGUCAACACGGCGGAAGUUUCCCCGCACCUGCCCCGUGUUCUACCUGGAAGGCCCGCCCCGGUGAACUAGACUGUAUAAUCACGUGGAUCUUAAGAUUGCUGAUUGAUCAGAUUCUGUUACAUAGGGAUUCUUCAGGACUACCACAAAGGAGUGGUUCCUAAGCCGGAGAGGCCACUACCUACAACUCUGGUUCCCUGGUCUCCGGACCGACUAUCACACAGGAUGGGUGUAGAGCUGACGAGUGUAGUCGGGGAUGUGGACGAGUCUCUCAUCUGCCCCCUGUGUAACAUGGUUCUGCUGGACCCUGUCAUGGCGCACUGUCAGCAUGUCUUCUGCCAGGACUGCGUCUCACGGAAGCGCCUGACCUCCGCCGUCUGUCCGGUCUGCUCCACGCCAUUCAUAGAAAGAUUCGUUCCUGCGCCACGUGAGCUACAGUCGGCCCUACAGGCGUUAGAAAUGCGGUGUAACUUAGGCUGCGGAGGGACGUGUACCAUAGGAGGCCUGGCUGAACACAUGGAGGAGUGCCCGCUCUUGUUCUUAGACUGUCCUUACAAGUCCAGAGGAUGCAAGGACAUCCUACAGCGGAGAGAUAUGGCGGCGCAUUUGGAAGACUGUAACUUUCGGUACGUGGACUGUGAGGCGUGCGGACAUAGGACGCUGUUCUGUGACUUGUUCACGCACCAGAAGGCUAAGAAGUGUAUGGAGCAGAAACUGAAGAGAGAGGUUGUGGACAGUGUCAGGAGGUCGCGCGGACAAGUCAGGUGUCAUCGUAAGGAACUGACGGAGGACAUUCACUACAGGGAUCAGCAGCAAAGACGUUGGUUGAAAAGCCGCCUGUCCUGGUCCCGGCCUGGCCGUGGUAUCGAGCGGUCCAUGUCCCAGCCGGCCGUCAUGACUCUGUCGGACUGGAACAGCGGACAAGUGUUCCUGACCGCCGUGCCUCAGACGGCUCCGUCAGGCGCACGGCCGGACACACACCUGGCCAGGUCCGAUAGCGACCUGACCACCAUGACCUCACCUGAUGACAGACCACAGACAGACAUGGUCAUCACCAACAGUGCUCCCGUCAUCAAGUGUAGAAGAUGCAAUAGGAGAUACAGAGAAGCGAAGAACCACAGCACCGCCUGCUGCUGGCAUCAAGGGCCUGUAGUGGAACUGUUCGGAGGGACGUGCCAAACAUGUGGAAGACUGGACACACAAGAGGGCUGUCUCCUGGGAUAUCAUAUUGCAUAAAUUCUGCUACACCAGAACUUCAACCUGUAAGAUAGCAUCGAGUGGAAAAACUUUUACUAUGCCAUGAUCCUUGGAAAAUUAGUAAAGUACAAGUGUACUAGAAGAUAAUAUAACAAUGAAUAUGCGGGUUACAUUGGUGCUAUGUUGUGCAAGAGUGAACCUGGUCUGUACUUUCGUGCUAACUUUGAAAUGAUCGUCUUAAAAAUGAUCUUCCUGUGGUAUGCAGCAAUUGUUUUGAGUUGUACUAAUAAAAGCCAUGCCAUAAAGCAACAUUUUAUUGUUGAUUUAGUACAUGCAACAUAUACAUGGACAUCACAGUUCUAUAAUGUAUUCAAUUGUAUUGUAAGUUCUGUUUGAUAGUAUUUUGUGUUUUGUAAGUGAAGACGAGUUCUGUUGGAGCUUUCAAUACCAAACAAACCAAACAAACCAUGACAAAAUUAAGGUCCUUGAAUUGAUACCCAAUGUAAGACGUUCACCUUCAUCUAGGUGUAUGUCUGCAUAGGUUUUAUUUGUUCCGUCCUUAUAGGUAGAUAGAUGUGUACAUGUAAGUAUUGAUGUUGCUUGAAAUAUACUGAUAACCACUACAUACAGUGUUUCUGUAAUGUAUGUAUUAAAGUGUGAUGUAUAACAAAGUACAGUUGUAUUAAAGCAUGUGAGAACAGCUGUCAAUAAAUGGGUACACCAUGUGGAGACUGAAACUUCAAUUUAUUGGGACAAACAUUAAUAAACCAUACAUCUGAAGGUAGUACAAGUCAUCCUCAUAUCUGUUCAAUUAGGAUCUGGCAAGUGCCUGCACACAUUAGUAGUGUACAAUCCAGUUUACAAAUGUAGGUGUAUUCACCACAAAUGAAACUACAUAUAUUGUUACACACAAGUGUGUCUUUCUCAAAAACAAACUUAUCAUCCCACACUGAAAAUGGACAUUUGAAACAACAGGCUGUCUUUUAUGGUGAUAUUUGCCAGUGGCUACUUUUGUUAUACUGAAUGCUUGCACACCAUAGAUUUA
Molecule: messenger RNA, 2410 nt
Organism: Branchiostoma belcheri (Belcher's lancelet)
Lineage: Eukaryota; Metazoa; Chordata; Leptocardii; Amphioxiformes; Branchiostomatidae
Product: RING finger protein 151-like
Exons: 6
Coding region: 394-1404 (336 amino acids)
Molecular function (GO): zinc ion binding
Source: RefSeq, a predicted model, not a curated record